This is a messenger RNA of Talaromyces stipitatus ATCC 10500, 1110 nucleotides long. Its product is annotated as RING finger domain protein. The coding region runs from base 37 to 1110 and encodes 357 amino acids. Gene Ontology annotation, molecular function: ubiquitin protein ligase activity. Gene Ontology annotation, biological process: protein monoubiquitination; protein polyubiquitination. NCBI's taxonomy places the organism in Eukaryota, Fungi, Ascomycota, Eurotiomycetes, Eurotiales, Trichocomaceae. The record is from RefSeq and is a predicted model, not a curated record. The transcript has 2 exons.
AGUGACCGGGUGCAUACACUCAGUUCCAGCUGUUUCAUGGCUGACGAUGCGAAUAUUCGACAAGAGAUUCUCAACAAGACUCUUCAAGAGGUAGCGCUUGAGGAUGAAGAUGGCUCGACGAGUCCUUGCGUCAUAUGCUUAGAUGCGGUCAGUGAGCCGGCCAUCGCUAUACCGUGCAAACAUGACAAUUUCGAUUUUUUGUGUCUUGCGAGCUGGCUACUGCAGCGCCGUGUAUGUCCUUUGUGUAAAACAGAGUUAACAGCAAUCAAGUACGAUCUUCAAUCGCCCGAAGGUCCGAAGCUUUAUAUACUUCCGUCACAUCCUGAAGGACGCACCGUCGCAGAUCCUCAUAUACCCCGAGGAGGAUACUUUAACAGGCAACGUCCUCGACGUAGACCAUUCCAGCACCGAGUUCCGUACAUCCCGGACACCGAAGACGCAUUGGCGCGACGUCGCCACAUCUAUCGCAACCAGCUAUUCUCACUCCGCGUAGGCUCCAACCGCCUUUCCCAAUACCGCGAACUUACCCCCGAACUAUUCAACCGCGACGAAAAUCUAGUCUCUCGAGCCCGGAAAUGGAUCAGACGCGAACUACAAGUCUUCGAAUUCCUGAACCCAGACGGAACUGAAGAAUCGCACGGCAGACCCUCAAGACCAGGCGAACAAAGACUCCAAAAUCGACGAGCCAACAAUGCAGAAUUCUUACUGGAAUAUAUAAUCGCCAUCUUGCGUACCGUGGACAUCAAGGGAAGUGCAGGACAGGCAGAGGAGCUUUUACAGGAGUUUAUUGGAAGGGCGAAUGCGCGCUUGUUUUUGCACGAGUUAAAUUCGUGGUUGAGGAGUCCGUAUAAUUCUUUGCCGGAUUGGGAUCGGAAUGUGCAAUAUCGUGACACUAGUGGGAGCACGAGUACGAGCAGAUCUGUCUCCGUGGCGGGUGAUGCUGUAGAUUCGGCUUCUGAUCGUCGAUCUGCGUCUGGCUCGCCUCGGGUUGAGAUGGGUAGGGUGGUUAAACAUCGUCGGCAAAAUGAGGGGGACCGAUAUCAGCGUGAUGACCCUGCAGCCAGGGCAAGGCGCUUGCAGCACGCCCGACAAAGAUAUCAGCCUGACUAG